GUGAUCCAGAAUCGGUGUUAUCCCCCUCCAAGACUGUUUCCGUUUGAGAUGCUGAUUGUUCGGGCAAAGUUGUUCUUUCCAUAUCACCUGAUUACUCUUCAAAAUGUAGACUGAGAUGAAAACAAUAUAAACGCACUAAGAAGUUAUUUACUAUCGUGUGUUUAUCUCUAAUAAAAUAUACAUAAGAAUGACGCCAUAUUUAAAUAAUUAUAUGUAACUACACUCGAAUGAUACGUAACUUUUAACUUUAUAUUCGUGAGUAUUUUUAUUUGUAACGAUCAAUGAAAAUAAUGUAAUAAGAAAAAGAAGAAAUCAAUUACAAUAUAAAACAUUAAUUAUGUUGCUCCGACUAACAUAUAUUUUUAUUCGCAAUGUUUCUUUUUGAAGCAACAAUCUGAUGACACUCCAGAUGGCGCAUCCUGUCAGUGAUUAUACUUUGGACGCCGUGCCAUGUAAAUAUACGCAUAAGACGCACACUAAGCCUUUGCAAAACAUUGUUACUGGAUCAAACUUCAUAUCUGUAUACAGAUAGGUAGCAAUUGGUUGCACACAAUCUCAUUGUGAAUGCACUUACGCUAUACGUUUGGUUUUCGGUUCUUAUAUAUUAUUCAUUGAUAUUAUGUAUUAUGUUAACCUCGUUGAGAGAUCUCAAAAAAUGACGCACUUAAUUGUAAAGUCCUCCUCAGAUUUAUAUUGGAAUCAGUACCAACUGGCUAGGGUUUCUUGUUAUUAAUGUGAUAAAGCUUAUUUAUCUCUCCCAUUGGUAUGGAGUCAGGUGCUAAAGUUCCUUUGCCAUUAGAACCUAUUAAAUCAAAUCAGGUAGAAGAUAGAAGACUAUGGGUGGGCAACUUAGAUCUUAGGAUUAAUGAGUACCAACUCCUGAAACUCGUCCAAAAACAUGGAACAAUUGAAAAGUUCGACCUGCUAUUUCACCGGUCAGGUCCACAAGCUGGCCAACCAAGAGGUUAUGCAUUUGUUACUUACAAAAAGAUAGAAGAUGCAGAAGCAGCUAAAGACGCUUUGCAUAAUUUAAAAGUAGGUGCUAAAAAUAUAGUAGUAAGAUGGGCUCAUAGUGUCACAGAGCCUGACAUAGAAAAACCAAAGCCAAAAAUAGACAUACCUGCUUUAGCAGGCGCAAAAAAAGAAGAUAAAAAAAUAAGUCGUGAGACAGCUAUCCAGGCAAUAGAAGCAAAGCUAAAAUUAAUGAAAGAAUCAGAAGAAGAAUUUGAAUUAAACAAACCUUUGGAUGGAUCUCCUAUCAUUCAUUUAUAUCAGAGAACAGAAAACCAAAAACCGUCCACAUCUACGCGCCAUCAUAAUCGAGGAAACCAUCAUCACAACAAUAAGCCAUAUAAUCGUUAUAAGCCGAGAAGAUAACUCAAACUGUCUAUAUACAUUUUUCAUAAAUGACACAUUUUGAAUGAUCAUAUGGAGAAAAAUACAGUAUGGAAUCCUUUUCAUCUUAUUAUCGUCAUCUAUAUUUAUAUCAUUUCUAUUUAUAAAAGCAUAGAAAAAGCAUAAAAUUACUGAUUUUUCUCUUGUGUGUGCAUGUGUGUGUGCGUGUAAAUGAUUCCUAUACGGUGCAGACAAAUGUAAAGCACCACAAAUGUAACUAUUUUAAUUCAUUGAUAAUGCUAUGCUUAAUAUGUAUGUACAUGACGUACUUGUAUUUUCAUAAUAUAUUGUAUCGAGUCUUUUGAUAAUAAACAAAAACAUAUAA
Messenger RNA from Polistes canadensis, 1720 nucleotides. Its product is annotated as probable RNA-binding protein 18. The coding region runs from base 766 to 1377 and encodes 203 amino acids. Gene Ontology annotation, molecular function: RNA binding. Lineage: Eukaryota; Metazoa; Arthropoda; Insecta; Hymenoptera; Vespidae. The record is from RefSeq and is a predicted model, not a curated record. The transcript has 6 exons.